Molecule: messenger RNA, 1794 nt
Organism: Camarhynchus parvulus
Lineage: Eukaryota; Metazoa; Chordata; Aves; Passeriformes; Thraupidae
Product: E3 ubiquitin-protein ligase TRIM7-like
Molecular function (GO): zinc ion binding; protein binding
Source: RefSeq, a predicted model, not a curated record
AUGGCCGCGGGCCGGGACCGGACCGGGCCCGCCUCGGUUCCGCCUCCUGCCGGGGCUGCGGGCUGGGAGCGAGAGCGGAGCGGCCGCGCUGCUGAGAUGAGCCCGGCGCGGCGCCGGGCGUGGCGCGGGGCGGUUUGGACCAGGGAUUUGAGACCAGCAGGACCAGGAUUUUGGGGCCAAUCGGGAGGAUUUUGGCCACCUCCCACUCCAUCCCCAGCCCCACCGGGGGCAGGAUUCCCCAGCCCCACCGGGGGCAGGAAGGCGACGCCUCCCCCGGUGCGCGGGGAAACCGAAAGCGGCGGCGGCUCCGCGCCCCGGGGAGCCAUGGAGGAGCUGCCGGGCGAGGCCUCCUGCCCCAUCUGCCGGGAAUAUUUCCGGGAGCCCGUGUCCAUCCACUGCGGCCACCACUUCUGCCGGGCGUGCAUCGAGCGCUGCUGGGAGUGGCCCACGGCGGGGUUCGCGUGCCCGCGCUGCCGGGACACGGCCCCGCAGCGGAGCCUCCGCCCGAGCCGGGAGCUGGAGCGGGUGCUGGAGCUCGCCCGGCGCCUGAGCCGCGGGGAAGCGCUGGGGGCCGAGCAGGAGCAGCAGGAGGAGGAGGAGGAAGGGUGCCCGAGGCACCGGGAGCCGCUGGAGGUUUUCUGCAAGGAGGACGGAGCUCUGCUGUGCGCGAUCUGCCGCGAGUCGCGGGCGCACCGCGCGCACACGGUGCUGCCGCUGCCCGAGGCUGCGCGGGAGUUCGAGGAACAAAUCCAGGCCGGGCUGCAAACCCUGAAGGACGACAGGGACAAACUCCUGGAGCUCCGGGAGGCUGAAAUGAGGAGAAACUGGGAGUGUUUGGAGGAGACGGCGGCCGAGCGGCGGCGGAUCCUGCGCCGCUUCCAGGGGCUGCGCCUGUCCCUGGAGGAGCUUUCCCGGCGCCUCCUGGCGCGGCUGGGGCGCCUGGAGAGCGACAUCGGGAGGGCGCAGGAGGAAGCGGCGACGAGCCUGACGCAGGAGAUCUCCCGGCUGGAGAGCCGCGCCCGGCAGCUGCAGGAGAAGCGGCGGCAGCCGGCCCGCACCUUCCUGCAGGACAUCAGCAGCACCUUGAGCAGCCUCAGAAGUGAAAACUUCCAGCUGCCCCCGUCGCCUCUGCCAGAGCUGGAAAAGAAAAUUCGGCGUUUCAGGGAGGAAAACCUUCUCCUGGAGGAGACGCUGAGGAGCUUCCAAGACAUCCUGGCCUUCGAGCUGCCGGAGAAAAUGACCGUGACGCUGGACCCCAGCACCGCUCACCCGCAGCUGCUCGUGGCGCCCGACGGGAGCAGCGUCAGCUGGGAAAGGGCCAGGAGCCCGCCCGGGGCCGGAGCCGGAGCUGAGCCCAAAGCCGGAGCCAGCAGCGACCCCGCCGUGCUGGGCCGCGAGGGCGUCACGGGCGGGAGGCGCUGCUGGGACGUGCAGGUGGCGCCGGAGGGGUCCUGGGCGCUGGGGGUGGCCAGGGAGACCCCCGGGAGUGGGGCAGGGACCCCCGGGAGUGGGGCAGAGAGCCCUGUGAGCUCUGAGGGGGAGCUCUGGUCCAUGGGGCUCUGCCAGGGCCAGUUCUGGGCUCUCACCUCCCUGGAGCGUGUCCCGCUGUCCCUCGCCCGCGCCCCCAGCAGGGUGAGGGUGGCCCUGGACUACGAGAGGGGCCACGUGGCUUUUUUCGACGCUGAUAGGAGGAGUUUGAUCUUCGCCUUCCCGGCGGCCUCGUUCCAGGGGCAGCGGGUCCGCCCCUGGUUCCUGGUGUGGGGAGAGGGCGCCCGGAUCACCCUGUGCCCCUGA